Messenger RNA from Acanthaster planci (crown-of-thorns starfish), 5142 nucleotides. RefSeq lists its product as uncharacterized. Gene Ontology annotation, biological process: cell differentiation; regulation of transcription by RNA polymerase II. NCBI's taxonomy places the organism in Eukaryota, Metazoa, Echinodermata, Asteroidea, Valvatida, Acanthasteridae. Gene Ontology annotation, molecular function: RNA polymerase II cis-regulatory region sequence-specific DNA binding; DNA-binding transcription factor activity, RNA polymerase II-specific. The record is from RefSeq and is a predicted model, not a curated record. Gene Ontology annotation, cellular component: nucleus.
GAUUGAAGGGCUCGCCGAGCCAGUGCUUGUCGCGCCUUUAGUGUGGCCAGGCCGUCUAUACGGGGGACUAUACGCUCGCACCACGCGAACCCGCCCCGACCUACACCACACCACACAGCCACCGUUUUGUGAGGUCCAUAAAAAGGGACACCCUCUAUAAACGGUUCUCUAUUGAGCGAUUGGACUGAUCGGUAUUGCCAGUCAGUCAAACUUUUAUCUCUGACGUUCGCGCACACAGCACGGCCCACCGAGUAGACGAACAAGGCCGGUAUGGCCAUUUCUGUCUGGUGACGUUGGACCGCUUCUCAUCUUCAAGACUUUUUUUCAUCUCUCCUGAGCGACGUUGAAGAGAAAAUAAAACUGGAGAUUCCUCGCGUCGAUUUCUGCACACGCUGGAUGGAAGAUUCUCCUCGUCCAUCAGUAAAUGCUUUUAAUUAUCCGUCCUUUGCUUGUCCCCUCACUGUAUCCAUUUGUUUAAUGUGGAGGGUCGUUAGCCAUCAAUUAUCAGCCAUUUGACGUUGUUGAAGCAACUCUCAUCGUUUGGUACGGGGAGAGACGCUAAGCAGUUGAGAGCGCGACGUUCAGAUCAUGACUCUAUCUGCGUGCUGUGAAUGCUCAACAUUUCUACACUUAAAGCUGUAAUCACUUUGGAUUGGGAUUCACAAGUUAUACACCUAAAGUCACUUCGAUAUCUACAUUUAAAGAAAGUUGGACAAACUAUCGGGACUUCGUCGCAAUGUUUCCACAAUACCGGACAGACUUACUGGCUAUGGGUCUGUCUUCUUCCAAGUUUCACCCCAUGCCUGUGGUAUCUGCUGCUGCGUUCUUUCCUCCAGUGGUGGCAAUUGGGACCUGGCAUCCCCAUAACUAUCGGCCGAGGGCCAAGCGGCCUACGCCGUACUACAUUGCCGACAUUCUCGGGCUGUGGGAGCGCGAGGCGGCCGUCGCUGCCGCCGCAGAGAGCCAGAGAAAGCUUGGCCUGAUCAGUGCCGAGCACGCCCGUGCCAUGACGCUGGCUGACUCGCCCGCCGUGGUCAGCGGUGGCGGUAAGCCGUCCGGGAAAUCGGCGUCUUCUUCGCCGGGCAAUUUGUCUGCUGAUAUGGACAAACGCGGUGUGGUGAAGCACGCCAAAGACGGACACCACCAUCAUCACCAUCAGUCAAAAACUCACAGCAAGGAGGUGGUAGAAAUUGUAACGGAUCACACAUCGGACAACCGGGAAAGCGUUGACAGCAACGAGGAUGAGAAUUCUGGCGGAGCAGCGGACCGCAAGCGCAAGGGGGAAGGCGAGAUGCCGGACGGUAAGGAGAAGAAGAAGAAAGCCAGGACUACGUUCAGCGGGAGACAGAUCUUCGAGCUGGAGAAACAGUUUGAGGCCAAGAAAUACCUCUCUGCCAGCGAGAGGGCUGAGUUAGCUACCCUCCUGAAUGUGACAGACACCCAGGUAAAAAUUUGGUUCCAGAACAGGCGCACAAAGUGGAAGAAGAUGGAAGGGAUUUCCAAUGCAGAGGCAGCCGAGCACAAGAUUGGAGGACCAAAACACAUCGACACCAUACGGCAGAAACAGAACAGCGAGGCGGCAACAGCUGCAGCAGUGGCGGGAACAGCCGAGAAAGCGUCCUCGCCCCCCAUGAGGGCCAUGGCCGCUCCCGCUCCGGGUGAUGAUGACGAUGACGACGAAGAUGAAGAGGAGGAAGACGAAGACGUGAAUGGAGUUCAGGAAGAGAGAUGCGGCUCUCUUUGCCGUGAUGAUGGCGAGGAUGAAAUGGAAGUGGAAGUCGUUCCCGUGGCAGAAACAGCAGUGGCAGUAACCGGGACUGAAAGCGAGCAUGGGAUGGAAGGCAGGAAGGAGAAGUGUCUCAAGGAGGAGGAUCGGAUAUCAGGCCAGGAGGUAGGACAGAGGAGAAGACUGGCCUGCGAGUGUGACUCAGUCUUGCCCGUGUCCCACCAUCCUUUGGCAGUCCAGACUCUCGCAUCAUCAUCAUCAUCAGUAGCAGGGUUGACACCACCACCACAACCGCCAUGCGAGGCCUCCAUCGAAGAUACUACGGAGGCUAAGGUGGGUCACGUCAUCCUGAGAGACGAGGAGAACGGUGAAAGAGAAAACAAAAUGUGGGAGAGCCACGCCAGAAACACCGAAACAAUUCUUACUGAUCAUUACCACCAAUGUCAUUGAGAUCAAAAUAACCCUCCGACGAAAAAACCCACGCAAGGGUGUGUCAGCUGACUGAAACGGAGUAUAAAUUCAAUUGUAAAUUUUGACAAAUGUUAGGGUUGAAAGAAAUAAAUCUAAUAUUUAUAAUUUGUGUAUAAAAAUAACCGAGUGUGGAAAAAUGUGGAACAUAUUCAUGUUCCCAGCAUCAUGCUAUUUGAAACGUUUGCAAGAGUGGGAAUCUAAAUGUAAAACUGGCCAUAAGUGAUGCGAUAAAAUCAAAUGUAAUUCCCAAGUAUUUAUACAUAUUUACUACCAAUUGUGUAUUUACGCAGCAAGAUUAUCGAUAGGGUUCACUGUAUAUAAUACAGAAUGCAAGUAUCAUGGUCAACAUUUGGCGCCAAUUUGUCGGCUUCAGUUUUACUUUGGAUGUGAGUUUGUUGUUUCGGCAGCUGCGAAAAAAUACUGGCCAACUAUAAGGCCAAUUUUCUAUUCAAGUUCUGUCCCAUCUUUACCCUGGAUGAGCAAUUUAGCAAAUCAAAAGCUAUUUGGCCGGCCCUUUAAAUGUUGUCGUCUGAAGCAUGAAAUCACUGCAAACAGCAGUUGGGCACGCGCCAGCAAGUCCUUCAAGUCCAUUCAGGGCGGCGACAGCUUUUCCUCCCCAAGAAGCUUUUCCCGCUCCGAUUUUUUUUAGCUGCGUCUCGGUCUUGCGGAGACGAGAGUUAACGGGCUGUUACAAUGCAGGCUCCGUGCCCGUCCGCUAAACCGUCGUCUCUCGGUAGUGUUGGCCCAGUCAGGUGUGCAUCGCAGGUGGAAUAGUAAAUAGAGUAUGGGAGGCUGGCCGCGCAUAUCCAAACAUCGUCCAGAUGCCGUUCUUUUAAUACUUCAUUGACUAACGCGGCUACUUGGACGAGGGGGACGGGGAUAGCGAGUGAGGGAAGACUUGAGACUUGGAGCAUUUGAGGGGCGAAGUGUGUGUACACGGAGUGGUGCGUGGAUGGAAAGCAAAUCAAAGUAAAUAGACAGGAGAAGGAGAGAAGGAAUAGAGAAAAAACCUGAAACGAUUGAGAAGCUGUACAGUAGUCGAUUUUCAUCCAAAUUGAAACCCAAGUCAGGCCGGCAGCGCGAGGUAGGGAAAAGGGGGAUAUUGUUGGUGUCUUGCCGUCCCGUGGGACUCUGAAGCCAACUUCAAAAUUACUUUAACUGCACUCUUAUUUUGUAGAGGGGUGGCACGCAUCACAACAUCCAAAGCAGUUUUGUUUAUUUUUGAAAUGAAUCUGACGUUAUACAUCACACGCAACCUACAGUGCAAGUCAUCUUCAACCUACAUCCUAUAAACUUCAGCGCAGAUAGUGUGAAAAACUUUCUUUUUAUUAUGGAAAUUUGUGCAAAAAUAAUUCACCAACGUUACGGUCCUUUGUUAGCGGUUUCUAACGAUCAGGUUGCAAACUGCAUGAGGUUCUUGAAAAGCUCCCAGCAGUUUUGUCAGUUUGACCACGCUUAACACUUCACGGGAUGAUGCCAGAGGUUAGGCUACCUAAUAGCAAUGUCAGUGCUGUUGUGUGAUGCCAGUUAUAAUGCAUGUCGAGCGUUUUCAGGUUUCAACCCUGGAUGUGAGAAUGCUGUGCCUAUGACCUCCCGUCUCGGCCGCUUGUCGCGCAGUAAACACCUCACCAGAUCGAAACAAACCUGGUUCAUGGCGCGUGUUAGACCCAUAGGUUUAUUUAAAAUCCAGGCUGAGUUUGUAAAUGUUUAUUUUUAUUACCGAGGGGCACGUUCCAAGUGCUAAGUGCAGUCAGAGUGCAGUAGAGGGUGUGUUUAAUAACUGCCCUUCGUGAUAAUGUUAUUAAACAUCCGUGCCAUGUUUAUUUGAAAUAUAGAUUUGCACUGAGACAACUCGAAAUUCAUUAAAGAACUUAGCAAGUCGUGCGACACUUAACUACAGCGCAAAGUUAAACCUGGUCUAACCAGUUUGCUGACUUUCAUUAAAAAAGUGCAUUAUGCUGAGAUAUUUCUGUGUAAUGUCACUAAAGUCAUUAAUCAAAAUUCGGCAGUGGCUCCUGUCAGCGUUACUAUUGCAGCGAGUCUAGGAUCCCAGUAUUUUUGGCCUGCUCAGUACACGUUGUAGCAAAAGGCAUGGGCACACGGAGGAAUUUUCUUUGGGGGGCGGGGCUACCAAGUGGGGAUAGGAGCAUCCUAUGAGGUCUUGUCGUGUGUUAUGUUUGUUAUACACAGUUUCCCUUUCUCAAUUAUGUGUAUAUCCAUUUCUCUUUUUCUCGAGUCCAACUUCCUGCGCGUGAUUUUUGUCCUUCUACAUCUACAACUUCCCAUCUUUUCGUGACUCUCCUUGGUCCGUCUCCUCUGUCCUCCUCUAGCAUCAGCCACUCUCUCUCCUAUUCCUCCGCCGUGUCUUCCUUCCUGCUCGAAUGACUGUAAUCAGCUUUGGUACUGAACCAGACACCGCGCCCCGCACUCAGCGCUAGUUUCCUGCCCGCUCCGUCGAAGCCCGAGCCGCGACGGGGAACCAGGUGUCAGACCCUCUUCGCCGGUGGGUAAGCGGCCGUGAAACCCAAACCACCCGCGUAACACCGAAAUCCACGGAGAUAAAAGAGAGAAAGAAACCAAGAAAAACCCCUUUCGAAGCAGAUUCUUUGCGGUUUGGUGGUUGGGGAGAACGAAAGGGCCCCGAAGUCAGGAUGUAUAGAGAUGAGAUUCGUGAUACGGUUUUUCCGAUUCUCCGGAAAACCAAGCCGACUGAGGUGGUAUUCCGCCCGUGGAUAGACAACAGAAGUGGGCGAGUGAGAAGUCCACUUCACCGAAAACAAGCCGGUAGGAAGCGCCGCCGACGAUCGGUAUACCAGAUAACUUGUUUUCGUGGAAAGAAAGAAAACAGAAACUAAGCAGAAUCAACAAAAAACGAAGCAAAACAAAGCACAAAUCCAAGAGGUUGCCAACUACAAUAUUUUCGCCGACUUUUGCACUAUAACUAU